Messenger RNA from Mytilus californianus (California mussel), 1160 nucleotides. RefSeq names its product solute carrier family 49 member 4-like. The coding region runs from base 303 to 1040 and encodes 245 amino acids. Gene Ontology annotation, molecular function: transmembrane transporter activity. The transcript has 10 exons. The record is from RefSeq and is a predicted model, not a curated record. Lineage: Eukaryota; Metazoa; Mollusca; Bivalvia; Mytilida; Mytilidae. Gene Ontology annotation, cellular component: membrane; intracellular membrane-bounded organelle. Gene Ontology annotation, biological process: transmembrane transport.
GUAACAUUGGUCAGUUACUGAAUGGUUUAGGUGGACCAGUAGCCUUUGGUGCUCCACCUGUUCUGUCAGCCUUAUGGUUUCCUGCUGACGAAAGAACUACUGCCACAGCACUUAAUUCAGUAUUAAGUAGUUUAGGACCUGGUCUAGCAUUCAUACUGGGGCCUUAUUUCGUUCCAUUUAGAGGUAAUUGUCAUGACAACAAGACAGUACAUAAGAGAAGCAGUAUUUUCAUUGGAAACAUCAUACACAACUGCACCAAUCAAACAGUGAUAACAGCUGAACGUAAAGAUAUCCAUAGUUACAUGAUUUACUAUCUUUGCUUUGUCGGUGCUGCUUUUUUCUUGAUGUUAGUAUACUACCCGGCAAAGCCGAAACUACCACCCACACUAUCAGCGUCAGUGGGACGUUUAGAUUUUAGUUCUGGUAUUAAAGUUCUUAUAAGAAAUGUAAAAUUCUGGUUGAUUUUUCUGACGUUUGGAGUUUCACAAGGUGUAUUUGGUUGUUGGCAAGGAGUGUUAGAUGUUAUUUUAAAGCCACACAAUAUUUCAGAGGAUGAAGCCGGGUGGCUUGGAUUUUAUUCGUUAAUCGCAGGAUGUCUUGCAUCACUUGUUUUUGCUAAAUUUUCUGAUAUAUUUUCUCGACACAUGAGAUUAUUGUUGUUAUUUCUGUACAUAUGUGCAUCCGGGUGUUUUGUAUGGUUUAUAUUCCUCGUUGAAGGUGUUAUUCACAGUUCUACAUUUAUGUUAUAUGCAUCAAUAAUAAUGGGAACAAUGUUCCUGACAUCAACCUUGCCACUGUUCUUUGAGAUGGCGUGUGAAGCAGCAUAUCCGGUUCCAGAGGGCACCACUAACCUGCUGAUGACACUCGGUAGCAAUGUUGGUGGAGUUAUAUUCCUAGUCAUACAAAUGAUACCAAAUAUUGGUACAAAAUGGGCCACGUGGUGUAUGAUGGGCUGUAUAGUAUCAUGUAUACCAGUACUAGCUUUUCUAAAAGAACGAUACAAUCGCUUAGAAGUCGACGAAAUUACAAUAGACAGUUGACAGUGCGACAUAUAGAAUCUUGUACUCUCUUUUACUGUCUCAUUAUUUACGGGUUUAUUGCUUACCAAAUAUUAUAACGUUAUAUUUAUAUUUAUUCUAAUAAAUUGUAGUAAUAAAAUA